AUGUGGUACAGAAAUAAUAUUGAAAAAUUUCAAAUUAAUGAACAAGAUCAUUAUAGUAUUCAAGAUAUUUUAUUUUUUUAUCUCGAUUCAAUUGAAGAUGAUAAUCAUAUUUGUCAAGUUCUCAUGCCUUAUUAUGAAGAAAAACUAAAAAAUAUUAUUUUUAAUACAGAACUUAAUGCUCAUGGUUAUGGUUAUCGACAACUUAUUUAUGAUUCAAUUCGAGAUAAUAUGUUUAUUACAUUUCCUUAUCAUCCAUUUGAAACAAAAAGAAGAAUGGAUUAA
Rotaria sp. Silwood1 is the source of this 282-nucleotide messenger RNA. NCBI's taxonomy places the organism in Eukaryota, Metazoa, Rotifera, Eurotatoria, Philodinida, Philodinidae. The record is from the annotation of a GenBank genome assembly.